GGGCGCAGGGUCCUCCUUGCUCCCCCUCCUGGCUCCCGCGCUCUGGCUAAACGCUCCGCGCGGUGAAGUUCUGGGCAAAGUACCGAGAACUGAUCGCGCGGUCGUCGGGCCCACGAGCUGCCGGGGACAAGAGAUCCCCGCGCCAGGGAGCCAGUGCGUCUCACGGGCUUCCGCCCAUCUCUGCCCCGGAGUGGCAGGCGGCGCCCGUCUCCUGCGGCUGCUGCUGGAACUGUAGUCGGCUGAGCCUCGCAAGGGGACCUUAGAAGCCCGGCUGGCGUCCUUCGCGGUCUGAAGCCGGAACCCGGGAACCCGGCGGCAUCCCCAGCGGCCGAACGCACAGGAAUUUACUCCAAGACCUCCAAAAUGUGUUUGAAGCAUACUGGAUAAGAGCUGGUCUGUCUGCCUGUGUGGGCUUCCUUCUCUCAGUCCCACUGUCUUCUAAUGGCGUUUUGACCGUGCUGGGACCAAGUGACUAGCCAGCUGUUCAUGAUGAGUGACGAGAAGAACCUUGGUGUGUCCCAAAAAUUGGUUUCACCUUCACGGAGUACAAGUAGCUGCUCCUCCAAGCAAGGAAGCCGACAGGACAGCUGGGAAGUGGUAGAAGGACUGAGGGGAGAGAUGACUUAUACUCAGGAGCCACCUGUGCAGAAAGGAUUUUUGCUGAAAAAGAGGAAAUGGCCCUUAAAAGGCUGGCACAAGAGAUUCUUCUACCUGGACAAAGGAAUCUUGAAAUAUGCCAAGAGCCAAACUGAUAUUGAGAGAGAAAAGCUGCAUGGCUGCAUCGAUGUGGGGCUCUCAGUGAUGUCUGUGAAGAAGUCAUCCAAGUGCAUAGACCUUGACACUGAGGAGCACAUCUACCACCUGAAGGUGGUAGACAUGGUUAAAAGCAUGAAGCACCUGGCACACUGCCAUGCCUAUCUGGUGGAAAUGAGCCAGCUUCUACAAAGCAUGGAUGUCCUGCAUCGGACUUACUCAGCACCUGCCAUCAAUGCCAUCCAGGGUGGAGCUUUUGAAAGUCCCAAAAAGGAAAAACGAUCGCACAGGAGGUGGCGGUCCAGAGGUAUUGGCAAAGAUGCUAAAGGAACGCUGCAGGUCCCUAAACCUUUUUCUGGCCCCAUGAGACUGCACUCCUCCAAUCCUAAUUUGUCAACACUAGAUUUUGGAGAAGAGAAAAAUUAUUCAGAUGGCUCCGAAACCUCUUCAGAGUUCUCCAAGAUGCAGGAGGAUCUAUGUCACAUUGCCCAUAAAGUUUACUUCGCUUUAAGGUCAGCUUUUAAUAGCAUAUCGACAGAACGAGAGAAGCUGAAGCAGCUGAUGGAGCAGGAUGCCUCCACCUCCCCUUCUGCUCAGGUCAUCGGGCUGAAGCACGCUCUGUCAUCUGCCCUAGCACAAAACACAGAUCUUAAAGAACGCUUACGCAGAAUCCAUGCGGAAUCUCUGCUCCUCGACCCGCCUGCUGUUCCCAAGUCGGGGGACAAUCUGGCAGAGGAGAACUCUGGAGAUGAAAACCGAGCUCUGGUUCAUCAGCUUUCCAACGAGAGCAGGCUCUCCAUCACUGACUCUCUUUCGGAGUUUUUUGAUGCCCAGGAAGUUCUGUUGUCCCCAAGCUCUUCAGAAAAUGAGAUUUCUGAUGAUGAUUCAUAUGUCAGUGACAUAAGCGAUAAUCUUUCCUUAGACAACCUCAGUAAUGAUUUGGAUAACGAAAGACAGACCUUGGGGCCUGUUCUUGAAAGUGGUGGAGAAGCCAGGGCCCAAAGGCGAACCUGCUUGCCAGCCCCAGGCCCCAACACCAGCAACAUCAGUGUGUGGAACAUCCUGCGGAACAACAUCGGGAAAGACCUGUCGAAGGUGGCCAUGCCGGUGGAGCUGAACGAGCCCCUGAACACGUUGCAGCGACUGUGUGAGGAACUGGAGUACAGUGAGCUGCUGGACAAGGCAGCGCGCAUGCCCAGCUCCCUGGAGAGGAUGGUGUACGUGGCAGCCUUUGCCAUCUCUGCAUAUGCAUCCAGCUACUUCCGGGCAGGCAGCAAGCCAUUUAACCCAGUCCUUGGAGAAACAUAUGAGUGCAUCCGAGAGGACAAGGGCUUCGAAUUUUUCGCAGAGCAGGUCAGCCACCACCCACCUAUCUCCGCCUGUCAUGCUGAGUCUGGAAACUUUGUUUUCUGGCAAGAUGUGAGAUGGAAAAACAAAUUCUGGGGAAAAUCCAUGGAAAUUGUCCCAAUCGGCACAACCCACGUGACUCUGCCAGCUUUUGGAGAUCACUUUGAGUGGAACAAAGUGACCUCUUGCAUCCACAACAUCUUAAGCGGGCAGAGGUGGAUUGAGCACUAUGGAGAGAUUGUCAUCAAGAACCUGACUGAUGACUCCUGUCACUGCAAAGUGAACUUCAUAAAGGCAAAAUACUGGAGCACCAAUGCCCAUGAGAUUGAAGGCACGGUAUUCGACCGGAAUGGGAAGGCUGUGCACCGGCUGUUUGGAAAGUGGCAUGAAAGCAUCUACUGUGGAGGGGCCUCCUCCUCUACAUGCGUCUGGAGAGCAAAUCCCAUGCCGAAAGGCUAUGAGCAGUACUACGGCUUCACACAGUUUGCAUUAGCGUUAAAUGAAAUGGAUCCGUCAUCCAAGUCUUUAUUGCCACCCACCGACACGCGAUUUAGACCAGAUCAGAGGUUUCUAGAAGAAGGGAACAUAGAAGAGGCUGAGAUGCAGAAGCAAAGGAUCGAGCAGCUGCAGAGGGAGAGGCGGAGGGUGCUAGAAGAAAAUAACAUGGAGCACCAGCCCCGGUUUUUCAGGAAAUCCAAUGAUGACUCUUGGGUGAGCAAUGGCACCUACUUGGAACUUAGAAAAGACCUUGGUUUUUCCAAACUGGACCAUCCCAUCUUGUGGUGAAGAAGAAAAGAAGAAAGAUGUGUCAGUGUUCUUCUCCCACUUUUGCUUCCUAAAGCAGCACAAACCUGUGUGUGUAGACUUAAAAGAUGUUAUCUAGAAUGAUCACUUGUGCUUAGCUUAGCAUUGUAAGUAUUGGAGUAUAUAUUUUCUUCAGUAGGUUUCUUUACAAUUUCAAGUAUUAUCAUUAUCAUUUGUAUGAAUGUAGAACACCUUGGUAUUUCUUUUUAUAUAUAAACUAUUUAAUAAAAAUGAAAGAUUGAAUGUUAAU
This is a messenger RNA of Nannospalax galili (Upper Galilee mountains blind mole rat), 3154 nucleotides long. It is a transcript of the gene Osbpl3, whose product is annotated as oxysterol binding protein like 3. Gene Ontology annotation, cellular component: plasma membrane; perinuclear endoplasmic reticulum; cytosol. The coding region runs from base 487 to 2886 and encodes 799 amino acids. The record is from RefSeq and is a predicted model, not a curated record. Gene Ontology annotation, molecular function: cholesterol binding. Lineage: Eukaryota; Metazoa; Chordata; Mammalia; Rodentia; Spalacidae. The transcript has 22 exons.